AUGCCACCCAAACCCUCUGACCUAACAGAGGCGCUAGCAGUAUCUCCCUUUUUCCAACUAAUACCAAAGCAGGACUUGGCACCGCUUUUGUCUUUUUCAAGAUUGUACUCUGGAGGCCCCGAUUGUACUAAGUACGUGUCUCACGCGUCUACGUUGCUCGUUGAAAAAGCACAAAAGGCAUUGGAGGAUGGUGAUCUGGUUGCGCUGUACAUAAUUGAGGAGUAUGCCAAAAAUUUGUCGAGCUUCGAAAGCAGGGACCUUCUGGCUCUCAGUUUCAAGAAACCAGUCAUAUCUGGUGUGAGCGAUCGCACCACUAUGCCUCUUUCCGUUCCUCCUCAUUUCCAAGCCAUUUAUGAGAAGCAGAGCUUAGUCAAUGAUCUGGACCUCGUAACAUUUGAAACUGACGUCGAUAAUGUUGACGUAUCCAGUGACCGUCUCAGAUUAUUACCCAAUUAUUCCGCUCUUGAUCCGCUGGUCGUAUCGCCCCACGUUCGCUUUUAUGAAGAGAAACUCGAAGAGGAAUACUUGAAGAUAAUGAGAAAACGACAAAGACCCAGUCUGCUAUCAUGUGGCUCAGUUCAUUCGUCGCGGAAAAGAGUUCACAUCGAGAAUUCUGAUGCACUAUCCAUUUACAAAAUUGUGGACGCGAUUGGUUUUGUCGAUGGAAGAAACCAAGAUGAUAAGAAUUGCAUAAUUACAGACCGCGGGAUUACUAUUCUUACACUGUACUCAGCCCAUUCGUUGUUUUCUGAGUUAUCCAGGUUAACUACUUCUUUGCACGCUUCUGACCUUGAAUCAAGCUAUCUUCAGCGUAUCGCAGUCCUAUGUGCCAACACUAUUAAUUACUAUGUUCACUUAAUUGAAUCUGAUGGACUUGAUAUCCAAAACCAGAAUUUGAUGCUACUCUCGUCAAAGCUUCUUUUCUUGGUUAUCAAUUCCCACCCGCAUGAUAGAAAAUUACAUGUUGAUUCCCAUCUUUUAAUAUUGGUUGAUUUGCUUUCAAAGAUCACGAAGAGUUGUGUCAGCUUGAGCUCUAACUUCAACUUCACCCUCAGUCCAUCAAUGUUACAUCAGCAUAUCGCGGAGUCAGCUAAAGGUCUUGUGGACUACUUAAAGGAAAACAAGCCAGACGAGCUGAUUUUGACCAAGAUAGAAUAUAUGUGCAUUGAAGUUGUUUUUGCAGACCUCAAAGAUAUGCUUCAUGACGAUCUCCGUAACGCCAUGAUUCAAUUGUUGAUUCAAAUUUUCAAAUUUUAUCCCAGUCAGAGGCAAUUUAUUGUCAAUGAGAUGUUGGCAAAUUUUAAAAAACUCUCACAACAGAAUAACACUUCUCGCAUAAAAUUAUCUCAUGGUGGUAACGUACUGUUUAUUAGCGUGUUCCUUGUUCGUCUUGUCCAGAGUUUUGACACCAAAUCGAUGGAGAGAGAAAUAAACUCCUUCAAGAAGUUAGAGAAGAACAAAAAUCCACACAGUUCUAAAAACUUGAAGAGGCUGAGCCUAGUCAGUGGGGCUUUGGCUGUUCUUAACGAUGCAAGAGGAAUCGCUACUCAAAUCUCGGUAUUUUUUGCUGAAGCACUUGUGGGUUCGGACAUCGCAUUUAAAUCACUCUUCCUGGUUUUCAUUGAUGAUUGUCUAACUCUUCUUACUUUGCCAGAUUGGCCUGGUGCAGUGCUAAUGACCGAAUCUUUGAUGUCCACAUUUUGCUAUAGACUCAAAGAAAAUAAAUUCCAGGGCGCUAUAGAACCGUAUGCUUUGGAAGUCGUGGGGAAAGUUGGAAUAGAGAUUCUCAGGAUAAAGAAAAGAUGCACUGUACGGCUUGAUUUCAGCGCUAACAUUACUGAUAAUGAAUUGAGUGAACUAAAGGUAGUAAUCGAACUGGUGAUUACGCAAACCUCAAAUGAAUACAUGCAAAUCAGCGAUGUUCGACAGUUCCAUUUGUUAUUCUUACGAUUAAUAAAAAUAUGCGAACGUCUUUCAAGUGAGGUUACUAAAGGAUUUGAAGAACACAUCUAUGCCAUCAAUCCUACAAAUAAUUUAUCUACCGAAAUCCCAGAAAAAGCAAUUCAGUUACAUACACUCAUUGAUGCCUGCCUAGGACUAUUAGCUCAGGAUAAUCACCUCGUUAAUACUAGAGAAGAAAGCUCAAGGACUGGAGAAAAUAGCUCAAGUGCAAAGCAUGGCUACUUGGCAUUGCUAUUGAUUGAGCUCGAUCCUUUAUACGACAAUUUUGUCGCUCUUUUGGUAUCUUAUUUGGAAUCAUCUAAAGUCAAAUCAGCUACAAAGGCGAUCAAAAUUCUUUCGUCCAUGAUUGACUUCAACCCAAAGAUUUUGUUAGCACUGAAAAUCAGCACUUCAAUUUCCAAAAUAAUGGCAGGUAAUUCUCCUCUGAUGAAAGAAGCAGUGGUAGAAAUACUAGGUAAAUAUAUUGCUGCAAAUCCUGAUCUCAUCGAGAAAUACUAUCAAGACAUUUGUGAACGAGCUGCUGAUGAUGGUGUCACUCUUAGAAAACGGGUUAUUAAGAUUAUGAAGGAAAUGUAUCUCCACAAAGAUGAUAAGUCCAUUCGAGUCUUCAUUUCAAAAAAAAUGUUGCGAAGAAUUUACGAUGAAGAACCAAGUAUUCGUGAUAUGUCUAGAACUUCAUUAACUGCUUUAUUAUUCCUAGAAGAUCUGGACACUUCAUCAGUAAAAGUAUGCCAAUUGAUGAUUGAAAUUGUCAACUCCCCUGGUUUUCUGGUCAGCAAUUUCACUGAUUUUAUUGCACAAGUAAUUGCGGAUAAAUCUGUCCAGAUGUCCUUAAAGAGAAUUGUGGAUGCAGCAUUCAACAUUGCAAUAGAUCACAUAGAGACGGAUUGCCAUGAGGUGAAAAAGUCCCUUAUGUUAGUGAAUUUGUUAGCACGUUGUGAUAAAAAAUUGGUCUCUUUUGAUAAUAUGGUUGCAUUACAUCCCUAUGUUAUAAGUGACCAGGGGCAUACUGAAGGUGUGUCCCUACAGGCUUUGAAAAUCCUAAGACUUUUUCUUGAGGACACAAAAUCUUUCAGAAAAGACUAUAUCGUGAAACUUCGAGACGGCCUUCUUUCCAGGUUAACUAAGUUUGACAAUAAGGAACUACAUGAAGCGGUGCCAGCAAUAAAUGCAUUGUCCAGCUUGACUGAUGAUAAAUCAAAGAUGGUGAAUGCUUUUAUUUCCACUACACUCCUUCUUCAGCCUAUUAUCGCUGAGCAGAAAAUGAAUCGCGUAAGUUUGACUAAGUGCCAUAAACUCUUGAAUUUACUAGGAUGUUUUGGUUCCUACUGUGAUUUUGAGGGGUCUAGAGAAAUAAUCAUGAGAAGCAAGGUCGAAUUAAAAGAGAAAGAAACUGUCGUGAGUUUAAUUUGCAAGUACUUGUUAGUAUUUUGUGCUUCAAGAUAUGAUGUCAGAACAAGAAAUGUUGCACUCAAAAAUUUGUUGUGUGUUAGUACUUACCACCCCAAGUUAUUCUUGUCUGAAGCAAUCCUUACAAUCCUUGACAAAGAACUCGGACAUGGGAAUCAUCUAACGAAAUUAACUAUAGUUGAGGGCCUUGCCAACUUCCUUGCGAAAGAAGACGGGGAUGCGAUUGCGAGAAGCAACGACUAUUCAAGCUCUUCACAAAAUCUGGGUGUCAGCUCUUUCAAUGGAAGUUCAAUUUCUUCCUUGAAUGAUGGAGUAUGUGCUAGUGUCAUUCAGAGGUACAUUGAUAAGAUCCUAGCAUUAUGUUUGUCUGAUCACACAGCUUUUGCUCCUGUAUUGUUCUUACAAUUAGUGGUUAAGCUUGGUUAUGCUAACCCAAAAAUGUGCGUCCCUACAAUUAUUGCAUUGGAGGCGUCUUCCAACAAAAUUAUAAAGAAGAUUGCAAUUUGUCUCCACACAGAGAUAUUCGAGAAGCACGAGUCACUUUCCGAUAGAAAUUAUCCUGAUGCAGUGAAAAUGGCUGUAGCGUACUCAAAGAGGAUGAAUGGUCUGUCUUUUUUGAAGCAAAUUCUGUUCUUUCGCACCGUUUAUCGAAUUAUCAACAAGCAAUAUCUGUCGAAAAAGAAGUUUGUGUUAUCAGUUGCAAAAGUAUUCAACAUCUCAUUAACUCAAUUCUCAUUAGAAGAAUGUUUAGAUCAGAGAGACCUCGUUGUUUUCUCUGCCAUGAACCUUCUGGUACUUUCGCUUUCAUCCUUGGAGGAAGUAUGUCUUCUUUUAUACCAUUUGGAUAGAGUCAUAACAAGAGAUGGGUAUGACCUUGUUGAUAGGAUUACUAGUACCGUUGGAUCUAAAUCUGGGUCAGGAAUUUCGGUGGAUAAUUUGCAACUUCUUUUCGUGAACUCGCAGACUAUUCUGACACUCAUAUAUUUGAGACAGCUUUUAGCUGCAUCUUACUCAAUCAGCUCAUCCGUAAUGGAAGAAUUUCGUCCAAGUCGGAGCAACUUGGAAUUACGGCAGCAGCCACGAGCAAUAACCCUCAUUGAUUUUCCAUUAGAGGAGCUAGAAAUGAGCACCAACUUAGCACACCCAGGCUCCUUCGGCAAGGUCUUUACAAAAGUAGUGCUGUUGAUGAGAAACUAUUCUACAUAA
Molecule: messenger RNA, 4578 nt
Organism: Clavispora lusitaniae ATCC 42720
Lineage: Eukaryota; Fungi; Ascomycota; Pichiomycetes; Serinales; Metschnikowiaceae
Source: RefSeq, a predicted model, not a curated record